Lagopus muta (rock ptarmigan) is the source of this 5728-nucleotide messenger RNA. It is a transcript of the gene EMILIN3, whose product is annotated as elastin microfibril interfacer 3. The coding region runs from base 71 to 2515 and encodes 814 amino acids. NCBI's taxonomy places the organism in Eukaryota, Metazoa, Chordata, Aves, Galliformes, Phasianidae. The transcript has 4 exons. Gene Ontology annotation, molecular function: protein binding. The record is from RefSeq and is a predicted model, not a curated record. Gene Ontology annotation, cellular component: extracellular matrix.
GAGCUCCGGCCCCUCCGCAGCGGAGCCUGCGGCCACCUCGUCCCCGUUGCGUUCCGCCGGGCUCGGGACCAUGCGGCGGGAGCUGCGCCGCGGAGCUCUGCUCGCCUGCUUCUCCUUGGGGACGCUGCUGGCCCUCGCCGAUGCUAAAGGUACCUUCUACCCCCCCGCCGCCCCCCUGCCCUACGGCGGCAGGUACAACCUCUACACGACCGGCUCCAGCCCGCAGCUCGGCAGACCCGUGGGCAAGCACAAGAGCUAUUGUGCCUAUGUGGUGCAGCGCAAUGUCACCUGUGUGCUGCAGGACGGCGCCGAGAGCUACGUCAAAGCUGAGUACCACAAGUGCAGCUGGGGCCCCAAGUGCCCGGGGAAAGUGCUGUACCGCACCUUCUUCAGACCCAGGUACAAGAUUGGCUACAAGACAGUGACUGAGCUGGCAUGGAGAUGCUGCCCAGGCUUCAUGGGAGAAGGCUGCCACGACAGCCCCACUGAUCAGCCUGUCCUGGUGCCCCAGCACCCUGGUCCCAAAAUGCCCCCUGGGCCGAAGAUGUUCCCACUCCCCAGAGUGCCUCCCCAUCCGAAAAGCCACCCUGACCUGUUUGCAGGACCAAAGAAGAAUCAAUAUGGCAGGAAGCUGCCUGGCCUGGUUGGGGACCGCCUGGAGCGGCUGGAAGAGGAGGUGCGGCGCCUGGCCCAGGCCUACGACAGCCUGCACGUGCUGGUGAGUGGGCUGGGGGACCGCCUGCGCCUGGCCAUCCAGGAGGACACCACCAAGAUGAUCGGCUCACUGAUGAACAGCCCCGGCACGCCUGACUCCUCCGUGGGCUUUGGCAUCAUUCCUGAUGGCCUGGUGGAUGUGGCAGACAAGGCUGAUGUCGCUUCGUAUCCACCUGUUGGGGAGAUCCUGACCAAAGUGGCGGAGGUGAGCGACGUGCUGAAAUCCAAGGCGGAUCUGCUCCAUGAGGUUCGUGGCAUGGUGCUGGAGCACGAUGGGCAGCUCAAGCACCUGCUGGAGGCGGCCCGGCCAUCACCCCUCACCUCCAUGGAGCUGCUGGAGGAGUACGUGGCUGCACGGCUGGGCAGCCUGCGUGGAGAGCUGCUCGACGGCUUCGAGAAGCAGCUGGGCAAGAUCCAGACCGCCUGUGACUUCCGCAUCCAGGAGGUGCAGCAGCAGUGCGAGCAGGAGAAAGCUGCCAACCUGCGGCUGCAGCAGACUCUGGAUGGAAAGGAGCUGGAGAUCAAGAAAGAGAUUUCCCAGCUGGAGACCCAGAUCCAAGGGCUAACAGUGGUGGAGAGCUGCUGCAGCAGCCUGGACUACCUCACUGACCGCAUGAACAUCCUGGAGAAGGGCCUGCACAGCAUCUCUGAGUCGCAGAAGAACUUGCACUCACGGAUGGAUGGAGAGAUCUCCACCAUCACCCUGGGGAACCUCUUCGAAGGGCGCUUUGAGGACCUGGAGGCCAGGCUGAACGCUACCGAGAGAGAAACGGGGAGCUGCUGCUCCAGCAUGGAGGAUAGCAUGAGAGGCACAGUGGUGGCGGAAGUGGAUGGCAUGAGAACGGCCUUCGAAGAUAAAAUGCAGACCCUGGAGGACAGGUUCAUGAGCAUCGUUGGGGAGCUGAACAAUGUCAGUGCUCCCAUGGGUAUGGAUGGGGUGGUGGUGCCCGUGCUGGAGGGGGAGCUCGCCAGCAUGAGGAAACGCACGGAUGAGAAGCUGGAGGUGCUGCAGAACCGUCUGGUCACGCUGGAGAGCACCUGUUUGUCGGGCUGCAGCUCCGCCUCCAAAGAUGUGGAGACCUUCCGGACGGAGAUCGAGGACUGCCAGAACAAGAACCAGGACCUGCUGCUCCGCAUGGAUAGCACCUCGGAGCUGCUGCGCAAGCUGAACGCCACCAUCCUGGAGAUCCAGCGGCGCAUCGAGGAGGAGGCGGCGGGGGCUCUGCAGGGGGAGAUCACCUUGUUGAAGAUCAACCUGAACACCGUCAGCAAAUCCCUGACGGGGCUCAAGGACUCCGUCUCGCAGUAUUCGGACACCGUGACGCACGUCAACUCCUCGCUGGAUGAGCACGAGCGGAAGAUCGAGGACGAGGUGCACUCUAUCCAGGAGAAAGUCAGCGACCACGGCUCCCAGCUCUUCUUCAGCAACCGCCGCGUGCUCAACCUGAAGGGCGACCUGGAGCGCCUGAAGGCGCGCAUUGCCGGUGAGCUCAGCUCCUGCCGCGGCGCUGCCCGCAGCCUGCAGCGUGACGUCGCACACUUCGACGAGCGCGUGGCAAGGGUGGAGGGAGCCUGCGGCCGGCUGGGGGCUGUGCUGGGGAGCCUGGAUGGAGUGAGGGGAGAGCUGGAGAAACACACGGGCGGCCUGUGGGACCGCAUGGACCGCCUCAAUGGGACGCUGGCUGCCCACUCUCAGGAAAUAACGGGGCUGAAGGACAACCUGCUCGACUGCCAAGCCAAGGUCUUGGAGCUGGCGGAGCAGCUCGGCCACCUGGAGGAGCGGGCGGGAGGGAAGCAUUAGCCCUGCCAAAGCGCGCUGCUUCCUCGCUUAACUUAUAUCACACAGACUCCAAUGUGACAACCUUUUUUUUUUUUUUUUAAUUUUUUUUUUUAAUGAAAAGAUAAAUUAAAAGCUGCUACACCCUCUCCUUCAUCCCCUCCUUUUUAAUUUUUUUUUUAAUUUUUUUUUUUUAAUUGUGUUGUUUCUGGUGCUUGCCUUGCUGUGCAGCAGCUGUGCAGCCCCUGCAGCAGCAGGUACCGGCACAUGGCCGGGGGUGAUGCGUGGGCUGAGGGCUGAUGACCCCAGAAGGACAAUUCAGGAGGAAGCUGGAGGCGGGAAGGUUUAUUUUGUUUAUUAUUUUUUAUUAUUAUUAUUUUUUUUUUAAUAUUUUUUGUGGAUUGGUCGCUUGUCGAAGAAUAAAACCCUGUAGUCAUCAGUUGAGGAACAGAAAUUCUCUGACCUAAAGACCACCUGCAUCUUCAUCCAGGGACUGAACAGAGCCAGGGCUCCUUCCAGGGAACAACUCACUGCAGGAACUGUGGAUUUCAAAGCCAACACGUACUCGCACAGCCCUGGGGAGCUGCACUCCCCUCCUCGAUCCGGCAGCCCUCCAUGCAGAAGGUAAAUCCAUUUCUACUGCUGCCUUCUCCAUGCAAACGCACAUGCCUUAUGGAGCAUAUGAGGAUAUGCAUUAAGAAAACACAUGCAUAUAUAUAUAUAUGGUAUGUGUAUAUAUAUUUUUGAACAAUCCGCUGUCACGGUGCUCACCCCUUUGCAAAGCUUUCUUUUGCUGCCCCCAUUUCCCUUGCUGUACGUUGAAAAGCUGCAUAGAGCACCUCUCGCCAGUCCUAGCAGCAUUUGCAUGAGCUCACGUGCUCCCUUAGUGCUGCUGUGGUUUGCAAUCCUAAUGUACUUUUCUGUCUGGUUCCACCUGGCACUGAUGCAAAGGGUUAUGGAAAAACUUGUGUCUUUCCCAAAGACACGUGUGCGUAGAUCUCUGAAGAGACAAAGCCAGGCAUGGAGCAGCCUCCUGCCCUCCAGCUCUGGUUUUCUCCUGUUUUAUUGCUUAAACUGUGAACGUGAUUUCCUCAUCUCAUCCCAGGGCAGGCAAGGUGCAGCUGCUCCAGGACGUGAGCAUGAGCGCACACCUGCUCAUGGGUUUUCCCAAUCCUGGAGCAGAAGCCUGCUUCUGCUUUGGGAUCCCUUGGGUCCAUGGGGAUGCUGAGGAUUCAGGGACCCCAGAGAGAGGAGGCACCUUGAGAAGACCUCUCCUGAGCUCAGGCCUGGAGGUAGGCUGAGCUGUGCUCCUGGGUCAGCGUGGGGCUGGAGGUGGUGUGAAAACCAAAGUGAUGCACCCAGUGUCAUCCUGCUUUCCCACAAAGACUGGAGAAGGUCAGUGUGUGCUGAGUGGUGCCAGCCUGGCCUCAUGGAGCGGGUGCCCACCUUUCCCAGGGGUUGCAUGGGCACACUGCUGCUCAGCCACCAGGGAUAUUGUUUUAAGGAAGGAUGAAGAGGAGAUUAAAGAGCCUCCACCCCACCAACUCUGGCACUUUAUAGCAGAGGAACGUUCUUGUCUCAGCUCAGUGUUGCAGCUCAUGGGCCCUUCCAGCCCAGCUCCCACUCUGUGCUCUGCAGGUCACCCUCUGCACAAUGGGAAUGGUGAGUACUGUGCCUGGCUGCAGCUUUGAUGAUUGAGAACCUGCUCCAGCUGAGGAGCAACAUCCAGCCACUUUGGGGUAUCCCAAGAAACCUGCUCUUAAAUAGCACAAACUCCUUUCUUCCCCCCAGCAGAGGGCAGGGAGAUCAAGGCAACCCUUCGUGAUGGGCCAGGUCCUUGCCCUGCAGGAGCACCCUGCCCCAGGCCCCCAAAGGGCUGCAGCAACCAAAGAGAAAACCCAGCCCCAGGCUCACCUCUGCCAAGCUGAGCAGCCAGGGCUUCUGCCCCAGAAAGCAGCAGAACAGCUUCCUGCAGCACAGAGCCAGCGUUGGCACUGACCGAACCAGGACAAGGAAGAAGUCUGAGCUUCCUGAACAUGGUGCUAUGUUUGGACUAUUCCUGACUAGUCACUUGAAGAUAGUUUGUAUUUCAGUUCUCAGCUAUCAGUGUUUAAAAAUGAAAGGAAUUGGUGUAAAAUAGGGCAUUUUUUUUUUCUUGCAGAGAGGGAAGGAGAUGGUGCCCAUGCAGUUGUUUUGUGCUGGGCAGCUUUCCGAGGCAGCUGGCAAUAGGUACUGCUAAAAGGCUGUGUUUUAUUGUUUUUGAAACCUUGUACAUUGUUCAGAUGUUAAAAGCUGAAAGGCUGUUUGUACUGGAAAGGAAAAAUAAAAUAUUUCUUGCUGAGGUUUCCAGUAUCAAAAUGACUUCUGUGGCUUUAGGAAAGGAGAGAAGCAUAACACCCGGCUUGUGCUAAGACAGGGAGCUCAAGUUAAACACUGAAGCUAUUUAGACAGGAAGAAAGGGAAUCAGAGUAGCAGGAAGUGGUUCACACUCACACAGCAUCAGAGAAGGAAAAGCUGGAUGCAGAGCAGAGGAAGGAGCCCAGCAGUGCUCUGCCUUGUACUGCACGGGGCUGCAGUGGACAAGAGGCAGCCUGGAUUAAAGCACUGUCUAUUAAUUACUGCUGCGAGUGAAAAAUGCUCAAAGCCCAGCAACUUCCAUGCAGCUUUACAAGUUAAGCCAUGUGACAGCUUCACUCCAGCAGCUACCACACAGCAGUGCUGGGUGUGCCAGAGGCUCAUCUAUAAAUAAGGGUGACCCAUCAUCACCUUUAAAAAAUAGCCAUCUCUGAAGAUGAAUAACAUUAAGAAGACACUUGGCUCAGAGAGCUACGGUAAGUUUUCAGUAGUCAGAACUCUCUUCACUGCUGCCUUUGUGCCAUGAGAAGAGCUGCCUUAGUGCAGGAUGUGACUUGUGCUAGAAGUACAGAAUGGCUGAGUACCCAAUGAGGAGCAUCUGGUUCUGGCAGGACUCAUGAAGAGCCCUGGGGCAGGUCCUCACAGAUGAUGGGGUCAGGAGAAGAAUUUCAAGUCAAUGGCAGGCAGGGGAGGUCUCCAGUAGACGAAGUGGUUGCACUCAGGGCACAGCAGAGCAUUACUCCCCUCCUGCCCGAGGGGAGGGAAGAUCAGCUCCAUCACCUCUGCUAGCUGCUCGUACCUAUAGGGUGAUGGGAGAAGCUGCAGCAAUAAGAGGUAACGUAAUGGGGCUUGAAGCAAUCCAAAAAACUGAAUGCAAAUGGG